Molecule: messenger RNA, 621 nt
Organism: Capronia coronata CBS 617.96
Lineage: Eukaryota; Fungi; Ascomycota; Eurotiomycetes; Chaetothyriales; Herpotrichiellaceae
Exons: 2
Coding region: 1-621 (206 amino acids)
Biological process (GO): late endosome to vacuole transport; endosome transport via multivesicular body sorting pathway; protein transport
Cellular component (GO): ESCRT III complex; multivesicular body
Source: RefSeq, a predicted model, not a curated record
AUGUCUGGCCUCGAGAAGGCGCUGUUCAAUCUGAAGUUUACUUCGAAACAACUCAACCGACAAGCCGCCAAAGCCGACCGCGAUGCCCGCGCCGAGCAGGCCAAACUCAAGAAAGCCCUGACCCAGACCCCUCCUCAACCGCAAAUCGCCCGCCUGUAUGCCACCAACUCAAUCCGCAACUCCCAGCAAAGGAUCCAACUACUCACCCUGGCCGCCCGGAUCGACGCCGUCGCGGCGCGAGUGCAAACGGCCAUCACGAUGCGGACCGUGACUGCGUCGAUGGCACAGACUGUCAAAGGAAUGGACGUGGCCUUGAAGAGCAUGGACCUGGAAAAGAUCGGUGCCGUCAUGGAGAAGUUCGAGUCGCAGUUCGAGGACCUCGACGUUGUCUCGGGCUAUUAUGAAGGCGUGGCGGGCGGCGUCGAGAGCCAGCAGAUCGGAGUCGAGGGCCAGGGCGAGGUCGAGGCUCUGAUAAAUCGCGUCGCGGACGAGGCGGGCGUCGAGCUGUCGCAGGAAAUCCAGCAGAAAGUGCCCGAGCACGAGCUGGCUGCGGCGGAAUCUGCGGACAGGGCCAAACUUGAAGAAGGGUUGGGUGAUAGGUUGCGGGCGCUGAGGAAUUGA